GCAACUGUCACCAUUCCGAACGCUAUUGCUUUCUCUAGGAUGAGCUACCCGCGUCGUAUAGGCUUACCCACCGAGCUAUGGUAUCGGAUAAUUCAAGCCUUGCCCUCCAACGACCAGAGAAGGUGCUUAUACGUCUCAAGAAUGCUUCACGACAUCGCGUGGGAGAUAGUCUUCUCCCAUAUCACCAUUCGCUUUGGAUUGUGGAGGGAUGUGUCCGAUCCCUGCUCGGAGGAAGUGUGUGAUGAUGAACAGGUUGAGGCAGACAAGGCUACCCGUCUCAGCUGCGAGCUCUUGCGGCACAUCAAGCAGUCGCCGGAUCUUGCUUGCAUCGUGAUGGGCAUGACUGUACGCGCCUAUACAUAUCCAGAAGAGGGUCCUUCGCAGGAGCUCAUCGAGGCUACUGGUGAUGCACUCUCCGUCCUUCGGCUCCAUGCAUUUGCUUGGUAUGGUCGCGGUCCGGAACCGCAACCAGAGGUGCUUGAAGCUCUCAUAGAGCACUCUUCUGACACUCUGUCAGAGCUAACACUUCCUCCUGAACUGCCAGACUUUUGCCCCUUCCUCCCAUCCAUAAACCAUUUGCGCUCACUCGCGUUCCUUCCUCAUCACAAGAUCGAUGGAGACCUUGCUGACGUCUUUGAGGAGCAUUCCGAUGCCCUCCCGCUCCUCACUUCCUGCAAAGUGAUGUGCGGCUGGAUGACGGCAGAGGAUAUAGAGGCUUUUGCGACGUUCCUUCAAGGGAAGUCGUUCCUCCAGCGCCUCGACUUCGUUCACUCCUACGGAUGGGCCUCAGAGGACGAGCCGCUCACCAAUGAGCCAGUCCUGCGGGUCCUCAAGGACCUCCCUCACCUCACUAUCCUUGGUUGCGACAUUCGGUCCCAGCAGCUGACGUCAGAUCAUCUCGCUGAACUCAGCGCAUGUAUCCCGCGCCAUCUCACCGCUCUGUCUCUGAGAAUAUCCGCCUCAGAAAUGACCCUCACAGAAGAUGAAUGGGCAGAAUUUUUCGAGGCACAAGAAUUCUGCCGUUAUCUACAGCUACUGCCAGACAACGACAUUGAGCUCGAGUCUGUCGUCUCCCGACAUCCCCCACCCGUGCUGCAGCUCCUUGGGUACAAACGCAACCUGCGCUGGGUAUCACGCAACCCGAGCACGAAAGAAGUACUGUACAGCGACAGCUGGCCCGCCUCAAAAGUGUACUUCAGACAAACCGACGACUUUGGCUACGAAGACUGGGAGUGGUUGCUGAGGCACCACGGACAAGACAGCAUCAUCAAUAAUUUGCCCACCGAAUGA
Molecule: messenger RNA, 1290 nt
Organism: Dichomitus squalens LYAD-421 SS1
Lineage: Eukaryota; Fungi; Basidiomycota; Agaricomycetes; Polyporales; Polyporaceae
Exons: 6
Coding region: 40-1290 (416 amino acids)
Molecular function (GO): protein binding
Source: RefSeq, a predicted model, not a curated record